Alexandromys fortis (reed vole) is the source of this 1179-nucleotide messenger RNA. RefSeq names its product calcium voltage-gated channel auxiliary subunit gamma 8 (gene Cacng8). The transcript has 4 exons. Gene Ontology annotation, cellular component: AMPA glutamate receptor complex; postsynaptic density membrane. The record is from RefSeq and is a predicted model, not a curated record. NCBI's taxonomy places the organism in Eukaryota, Metazoa, Chordata, Mammalia, Rodentia, Cricetidae. Gene Ontology annotation, biological process: postsynaptic neurotransmitter receptor diffusion trapping; regulation of AMPA receptor activity; neurotransmitter receptor transport, postsynaptic endosome to lysosome. Gene Ontology annotation, molecular function: voltage-gated calcium channel activity; channel regulator activity. Bases 16 to 1179 code for a protein of 387 amino acids.
GCGGCCUUUGGACUCAUGACCAUCGCCAUCAGCACUGACUACUGGCUCUACACACGAGCUCUCAUCUGCAACACCACCAACCUCACCGCAGGUGAUGAUGGACCACCCCACCGUGGGGGCAGCGGCUCCUCAGAGAAGAAGGACCCUGGGGGCCUUACACACUCAGGCCUCUGGCGGAUAUGCUGCCUGGAAGGGUUGAAAAGAGGUGUCUGCGUGAAGAUCAACCACUUUCCGGAGGACACGGAUUACGACCAUGACAGCGCGGAGUACCUGCUCCGAGUGGUCCGGGCCUCCAGCAUCUUCCCGAUCUUGAGCGCCAUCCUGCUGCUGCUCGGGGGCGUGUGCGUAGCUGCCUCCCGCGUCUACAAAUCCAAAAGGAACAUCAUCCUGGGCGCGGGGAUCCUGUUCGUGGCAGCAGGCCUGAGCAACAUCAUCGGGGUGAUCGUGUACAUAUCAGCCAACGCGGGCGAGCCAGGCCCCAAGAGGGACGAGGAGAAGAAAAACCACUACUCGUACGGCUGGUCCUUCUACUUCGGCGGGCUGUCCUUCAUCCUGGCCGAGGUGAUCGGCGUGCUGGCCGUCAACAUCUACAUCGAGCGCAGCCGCGAGGCGCACUGCCAAUCUCGCUCGGACCUGCUCAAGGCCGGCGGCGGCGCGGGCGGCAGUGGCGGGAGCGGCCCCUCGGCCAUCCUCCGUCUGCCCAGUUACCGCUUCCGCUACCGCCGCCGCUCCCGCUCCAGCUCCCGAGGCUCCAGCGAGGCAUCGCCGUCGCGGGACGCGUCUCCCGGCGGCCCCGGGGGUCCGGGCUUCGCCUCCACGGACAUCUCCAUGUACACGCUCAGUCGCGACCCGUCUAAGGGCAGCGUGGCUGCGGGGCUGGCGGGCGCCGGGGCCGGCAGCGGCGGCGGCGGCGUGGGCGCUUACGGCGGGGCGGCCGGAGGCACGGGGGGAGGCGGGGCGGGCGCCGAGCGGGACCGCGGGAGCACAGCGGGCUUCCUCACGCUGCACAACGCCUUCCCCAAGGAGGCGGCGUCCGGCGUCACGGUCACGGUCACCGGACCGCCCGCUGCGCCCGCGCCCGCGCCGCCUGCACCUGCAGCACCCGCUCCCGGGACCCUGUCCAAAGAGGCUGCUGCGUCCAACACCAACACGCUCAACAGGAAAACCACGCCCGUGUAG